Molecule: messenger RNA, 600 nt
Organism: Ipomoea nil (Japanese morning glory)
Lineage: Eukaryota; Viridiplantae; Streptophyta; Magnoliopsida; Solanales; Convolvulaceae
Exons: 1
Coding region: 1-600 (199 amino acids)
Source: RefSeq, a predicted model, not a curated record
AUGAUUGGGGAUUUCAAUGAGCUCUUAUUUCAGUAUGAGAAGAGAGGUGGUAACCCCCAUCCAAAUAGGCUCUUACGGGGCUUUGGGGAGACUAUUGAAUACUGUGGCUUAGCUCAGUUGCCAAUGGAUGGAUAUCAGUUUACCUGGGAGAAGGGGAAGGGCACGUCUCGGUGGAUUGAAGAGAAGCUGGAUAAGGUGUUAACCACAAGUACCUGGUGUGAUAUUAAUACCAUGGUACGAGUGACCAAUAUUCUAACAAGGAAGUCUGAUCAUUCUGCUCUCUUUAUGGGCAUACACGACCCUAUGGGGAGGGCCAGACCACGCAGAAGGUUCCGUUUUGAGAUGACAUGGACUUAUGAUGAAGGGUGUAGAGCUGUGGUAGAAGAGGCAUGGGGCGAAGGGAGGGGUGGCGGCCUGCAGGAGUGUAUUGUGCACUGUGGCAGCCAACUAUCUCGAUGGGGUGGAGACCGAUAUCAUAAAUUCGGUGAGCGGAUUGAGCAGCUUCGUAAAGAACAGUUAUAUCUGAAAGGGUGUACGGAUCUGGACUCAUUGUCUGAGUUCCGGCGCCUGGAAGAAGAGUUGAGUCGAAUUGAGGCCUAG